Messenger RNA from Closterium sp. Naga37s-1, 2376 nucleotides. NCBI's taxonomy places the organism in Eukaryota, Viridiplantae, Streptophyta, Zygnematophyceae, Desmidiales, Closteriaceae. The record is from the annotation of a GenBank genome assembly.
AUGCGGAAGAAGCACUUUCAUGAAGCCAUCACUCUCUUCAACUUGGUGGAGCGGGAGGAGGAGGUGAGGGAGGCGGUGCUGGUGGGGCGUGGCAUCGCGCACUCGCUGCUGGGCCACCACCGCCUCGCCCUCUCCGACUUCUCCACCGGGGUGAAGCUGUUUCCCAACAAUGCGGAGCUUUGGAGGCGACGAGGCUUGCUUCACGCCGGCAUGGGCAAGAGGAGAGAGGCGAUGGCGGACCUCUCUCGCUCGCUGGACCUCGACCCCGCCAACCAAGAGGCGCUGCUGCACCGAGGCACGCUGCACUUCCACCUUCACGAUUACUGGGCGGCCAUCCGCGACUUCUCCACUCUGCACAAUGCACGCCCGCCCGACCCACUUCUCUUUAACGCCCUCGGUCUGGCGCUAGCAGGGGCGGGGGAGUGGCGGCGGGCGGCGGAGGUGUUUGAGCGCGGGGCGGCGCUCUUCCCGCGGGCGGCACAGCUGUGGCUGGAGGGCGGGCGCGCGUUCAAGGAGCUGGGCGCCGUGCAGCCGGCGCUGCAUGCGCUGGAGCGAGCCGUGGCUCUGGAGGAGUCAACAGUGGCAUACCACCGCCUGGCAUCGCUGCACCAGCUCACAGGCGAUCACAGGGCGGCGAUGGAGAGUGCGCAGAGGGGGCUGCGGGGCAACCCGGGCGACAUCGAGCUGAACCACGCUGUGGCCUCCGCCCUCCAUGCUAUCGGCGACUUCCCCAGUGCUCUGAGGCAGUACGACCACGUCCUCAGCCUCAGUGCGGGGGACACCCCGGGUGCCUUCCAUGUGCUGCAGUUCAUGGCCUUCUAUCAGAGGGAGAUAGCGGCGUACACGGUGCUGCGCCUCGACGCCCCGUUCACCGCCUUCCACCUCGACCACCACCUUGACGUCAACUUCCGUGAGGCGUGGGUAAAGAAGCUCUCGCCGUGGACGCUCUUCCCCGCCUACCAGCCCAUCCGCCUCACCCAACCAAUCCUCUCAGCGGCCUCCCAAGCCUCGCUGCCGAGCCUGUCGAAGCAGGCGCUGGUUGUGAUAGGCGAGGCGGACAGGAUCGGGCAGCGCACGCAGUACCACGUGGACGGCUUCUUCCCCAACCGCCGCCAGUACCGCAUGGCAGGGCUAGCCAUGCUUGACAUCAUGCAGCGAGUCGCGUCCACGUGGCACGCCAUGGCCUCUGCCACGUCAUCACAGAACAACAGCGAAUCUCAUGAUGCCACGUCAUCACGUGAAGCCACGUGCUCACCUGCUGCAGCGCUGGACAGUGAGGCCGCUGCACCUCCAGCCUCGCCUCACUCCCCCUCCCCCUCCAUGCCUCCCGCCUCACCCACUGCUCCUACUGCUGCCACUGCGCCUGACUCCGCUGUGGCUGGCAGCAGCCAGAAGGGAAGUAACAGCAAUAGAGGGAAGGGUGAGGAGGGCAGGCGGCGGAGGGGCAGAGGCGGCAACAGCAAGAGCAAAGGCAGGGGGCAAGGAGGCGAGGUGAUUGGGGGGUGGAGGGAGGUGUUUGACAGCAUCGUGCGGUGGAGGCAGAUUGCCGAGCCCACCGACACCGUUGCAUGGAUCGAUGCCCUCAAGAACGAGUUUGAGGGGGGGUUUGGGUCCAUCACAGCCAUGGCGGUGGGCCCCUCGCGCAACCUCAAGUACCACCCGCUCGCCCCCCGCGCCCUCGCCCUCCUGCGCUCCCGCCUCCUACAAACCCGCCUCGCCGCCAACGCUGCUGGCUCGCCGCUCCCUCUGCCAACCAGCCGACUGCCCGAGAUCGAGAGGGCGGAGGGGGUGGGCGAGGUGCAUGCGGUCGUGGGGGAGAACUUCUUUGUCACCACCGACUGCCACAGCCUCGCUUCCCCGGGCGUGGUGCUCAACGGCACGCAGCUCACCGUCGUUCACUCGGGGGCGGGGUUUGACUUUGCCAUCCGCACGCCCGUCACGCCGCCGCGCUGGAAGCACUUUGACGCCGAGCUCGCUGCCGCGUGGCGGGACCUAUGUGCCGCCGUGUUGGACCGUGCCCUGGAGACAGCUGAUGCCGCCCGCUAUCGCCAACGCAUUCAGGAAAAUAUUCUGCGAAUUGGAUACUAUUGGUACCAGUUCAUGCCGUUGACGAGAGGCAGUGCCAUGGUGGGGCUCAUCGCCGUGCUCGGCCUCUCCAUGGCCGCCGGCAUGCUCACCACCGCCCCCAUUCCGCAUGGCAUGCAGGUGGACUGGGAGGCCAUCCUCGUGCCGCACUUUGCAGCCUUCAAUGCGUCGGUGGCGCCGUGGCUGUACGCGCCCGCCACUGUUCUCGCUGCACCCUCCCACCUGCCGCUCGUGGCCCACGUGCUGCCCUCCACACGCCAUGUCAUCGCUGCUCUCAACCACCAAGGCUGA